AAUUGAAACAGAGAGAGAGAGAGAGAGAGAGGCGGUACGAGGAAGGAACGGGAGGAAGAAGAUGCCGCCUAAAUCCGAUAGCGUCGAAGGCAUCGUUCUUGGCUUCGUCAAUGAGCAAAAUAGGCCAUUGAACUCUCAGAAUGUUGCUGACGCCCUGCAGAAAUAUAAUCUGAAAAAAACUGCUGUCCAGAAAGCACUGGACACACUAGCGGAUAAUGGACAAAUUUCGUAUAAAGAGUAUGGCAAACAGAAGAUCUACCUUGCUCGUCAGGAUCACUUCAAGAUACCAAAUAACCAAGAGCUGGAUCAGAUGAAGAAGGACAAUAGCAAAUUACAGGAUGAACUCGGAGCACAAAAGAAAACUAUAAGCGAGGUGGAGGCUGAAAUUCGAGUUCUUCAUUCGAAUUUGACAUUGGAAGAAAUACGAGAUAAGGAGGCUAAGCUAAUUGGCGAGGUCGAGGAAAUGGAAGAAAAACUGAGUACAUUGCGCAGUGGGGUUGUUUUGGUAAAGGCAGAAGACAAAAAGGUGAUUGAAGAAACCUAUGCUGAGAAGAUCAAUCAGUGGAGAAAGCGUAAGAGGAUAUUUAAAGAGUUAUGGGAUGCUAUAACUGAGAACUCACCUAAGGACCUGAAAGAAUUUAAGGAGGAACUUGGUCUGGAGUAUGAUGAAGAUGUUGGAGUGAGUCUGCAAUCUUGCAGUGAACUGAUUAAUCCUGGUAAGAGAAGAAAAACAGCCCGUUGAUAUCACCGACCUGUUUCUAUGAAUGAUGCUAUGUUAUUCAUAUACAUACGAUCUUUAAAAGGUUUAGACACUCUUAAGAGAAGAGUUAAGAAGUUCUUUUAUGUUGUCUUCUUUUACCGUUGCUAAUUUUGGUAGCAGCCCAAAUGAUGUUGAUCUUGUCAUAGAAACUUCUUAUGAGUAGCCAUUAUAUCAGCAAAAGAAAUUACUAACAUUGGUCGUCUUCUUGUCUUCUG
Musa acuminata subsp. malaccensis (wild Malaysian banana) is the source of this 975-nucleotide messenger RNA. RefSeq names its product homologous-pairing protein 2 homolog. Gene Ontology annotation, molecular function: double-stranded DNA binding; recombinase activator activity. Gene Ontology annotation, biological process: homologous chromosome pairing at meiosis; meiotic strand invasion involved in reciprocal meiotic recombination; meiotic joint molecule formation. Gene Ontology annotation, cellular component: condensed nuclear chromosome; DNA recombinase auxiliary factor complex. NCBI's taxonomy places the organism in Eukaryota, Viridiplantae, Streptophyta, Magnoliopsida, Zingiberales, Musaceae. The record is from RefSeq and is a predicted model, not a curated record.